AUGCGCUCAACGAUUUUGUCAAUUUUGCUCCUCGCAUUUGUAGUCUUAUCGUCUGCUCUGAUUGAGAAGCGUGAUAGUGUAACGGCUACAAUUACACCUGGGUCCAACUAUGCAUCGAUAUCAGCGAUUUUAGGCUCCCUCGCCUCAGCCCUAAGCAGCGCAACACCGGCCCCAGGCUUAACACCCAUCGCAGUGCAAACCGCCAAUCUCAGCAACAUCGCCGAACCACCUCCAGGCUUCAUCCCCGCCAUAAUGACUGCCGUGCCCCUAUCCGUCCUGGGCGACUUGCUCGACUCCAGCUCCCGAAGCUCAUUAGCAUCCGAAUUCCAAAAUGGCUCUACACCUGCCUGGUACCAGUCUCUCCCGGCGUCGAUCAAGAGUUACAUCUCCGAGGUGAAUUCGCAGAUUCAUGCCGGUGCGUUGUCGGCGAAUACCUCUGCUGCGAUGGCGACGUCGAGUAGUACGGCGAUGGCGGUGCAGAGGGCUGUUGUGCCAACGGGGGUUGCGAUGGGGGUUAAUGUGCUAGGUGCUUUGGGUGUUGCUGGGUUAGCGUUGGUUUUGUGA
Molecule: messenger RNA, 564 nt
Organism: Talaromyces marneffei
Lineage: Eukaryota; Fungi; Ascomycota; Eurotiomycetes; Eurotiales; Trichocomaceae
Exons: 2
Coding region: 1-564 (187 amino acids)
Source: RefSeq, a predicted model, not a curated record